Molecule: messenger RNA, 1834 nt
Organism: Drosophila virilis
Lineage: Eukaryota; Metazoa; Arthropoda; Insecta; Diptera; Drosophilidae
Gene: Tango2
Product: transport and golgi organization 2
Biological process (GO): Golgi organization; protein secretion
Cellular component (GO): Golgi apparatus
Source: RefSeq, a predicted model, not a curated record
CGAUAUACACAGUGACCAGCUGGCAACUUUUCCAGCUGACAAUGCAAAUUUCAAACAAAAUAAGAAAAACAAAAAAAAAAAACGGGCAAGUGUGCUUAAAUUAUAGAAACCAAUGCAUAUUUAUUAAGUAAAUUGCAAAGUAUGAUGUCGGCUGACUUUUGUGGGGUUCCAUCGCUACAUUUAAACAAGCAAUCGUAGGGGACCGUGGCAUAAAACACAACGGAUAAGAUAAUUCGGCUCAGCGAUAAUUUCUUGAUAAACAAAGGGACUGACUUAAAACUUUUUCCAGCUGUAUUUACGCAAAGAUUGCGUGCAUUUAAUAUUAAGUACAGAAGCUAGUCAAAUUUGGAGCGUCGAGCAUGUGUGUCAUAUUCUUCUAUGCCAAUUCGCAGCCGAACGCCAAUGGCUAUAAGCUCAUAUUGGCCUCCAAUCGUGACGAGUUCUUCGCCCGCGACACACAAACGGCGGCCAAAUGGACAAAUGCGGAUCACGUAUAUGGCGGCAUUGACCUGGAGCCAGGACGCGAAGGUGGCACUUGGCUGGCCAUUGGCAGCGCUCACGGCAUCUUCAAAGUGGGCGCACUGCUCAAUCUGACCGGGGAGCCAAAGCCGCGCAAUGCAGUCGCGCACAAAAACAUUUUGCAACCGCAUAAUAAUACCAAGAACAGCUGCAACAGCAACCAGAACAAACAGCGGCAAUCAAAUAACGAACAUUUCUUACUAGGACGCGGCAUGAUCGUGGCAGACUAUGUGCGCCAAUCCGAUGUCGAGCAUAACAUUAUCAACUAUAAUCAAAGUCUACUGGCGGACUGCACCAAAUACAGUGCGUUCAAUUUUGUAUCCAUUGAGAUUGGCGACGUUUCGCAGCCGGCACAGAUCAAGCUGCUGAGCAAUGUGCCGCCCACGCUGAUGCCCUUUGAACAGGGGCAAUGCUACGGAUUUGGCAACAGUCUGCCGGACAGUCCAUUCGAGAAGGUGCGACACGGCCAACAGCAAUUCGAACAGAUUGUCAGCGAACAUGGCCAUUCGGAUGUGGCCACAUUGAGUGCUGAGCUCCUGCAGCUGCUAAAAAACAAACAUAAAUUCUGGCCAGAUGCGGAGCUGAAGCGCCGUGCGCCCAGCUGGGGUGAGGGACUGAGUGCUCUAAAUGUGCACAUUCCUGAGCACGGCUACGGCAGUCGCACACAUUCACUUAUCCUGGUCGAUGCCAACAAUAAGCUGCAUUUCAUUGAGGAGACCAUGGCGGGCUUGGAUCCCAGCGGCGAGUGGGAGCGAACGCACAUUGAAAAACAGUUUGAAAACAUUUAAGCAUAAAGACUUUUUCUCUAAUACUUCCUUACGUGCAGCUGCUGUAUGCAUGCAUAUUUUGUUAAUAAGGUAAAAUAUCAAAAUUCAUAAAUAUUUCAAAGCUCAGCCAAAAUUGAAAGCAACAAACCGAUUUCUUUCAAAUGAACCAUAUUAGUUGAAUCUUUGUAAGAUUUUAAACGCAUGCACAGCAAAAAUAAAUUUCUCACUAAUUUUUAAAUACGAAUUUUCACUUAAACUAGACAAACAGACCAUACAUAGCCUUAAGACUGUAUCCUAUAUCUGGUUAACAUAUUCAAGCAAAAGAAAAGUAUUCUAAAUAUACUCGUAAGUAGCACAUUUGUAUGGACUUUGCACAACUAUUUUAAUAUUAUUUGUAGUGCUAUAUAAAACUACACUCAUAUGAUGCCAUGUAUGUAGAUAAGCACGCAUAGACUACGUGUAACGCAUAAUAAAGUCCACAUCUUUAUAGUUGCGAUUGUAAUGUGUUACUUUAAAUGCAGAAGACUUAAAUAUAUAUUAUAUAUACA